This is a messenger RNA of Balaenoptera musculus (blue whale), 2619 nucleotides long. RefSeq names its product SRP receptor subunit beta (gene SRPRB). Bases 47 to 862 code for a protein of 271 amino acids. Lineage: Eukaryota; Metazoa; Chordata; Mammalia; Artiodactyla; Balaenopteridae. Gene Ontology annotation, cellular component: signal recognition particle receptor complex. Gene Ontology annotation, biological process: protein targeting to ER. The record is from RefSeq and is a predicted model, not a curated record. The transcript is spliced from 7 exons.
CGAGGGCCACGUUGCUUUUGCGGUGCCGGGUAGCAAGAUUUCAGCCAUGGCUUCCGCGGACUCCCGGCGGUUGGGGAAUGGCGGCAGUGUCGGGGGCGCCUUCCAGCUCUAUCUGGACUCCUUGCGGCAGGAACUGCGGCAGAGGGACCCGACGCUGCUGUCAGUCGUGGUGGCGCUCGUCGCGGUGCUGCUGACGCUGGUGUUCUGGAAGUUCAUCCGGAGCAGAAGAAGCAGUCAAAGAGCUGUUCUUCUUGUUGGCCUUUGUGACUCCGGGAAAACAUUGCUUUUUGUCAGAUUGUUAACAGGCCUUUACAGAGACACUCAGACUUCCAUCACUGACAGCUCUGCUGUCUACAGAGUCAACAAUAACAGGGGCACUAGCCUGACCUUGAUUGACCUCCCUGGCCAUGAGAGCUUGAGACUUCAGUUCUUAGAGCGGUUUAAGGCUUCAGCCAGGGCUAUUGUGUUUGUUGUGGAUAGUGCAGCCUUCCAGCGAGAGGUGAAAGAUGUGGCAGAGUUUCUGUAUCAAGUCCUCCUUGACAGUAUUGGUCUGAAGAACACACCGUCAUUCUUAAUCGCUUGCAAUAAGCAAGACAUUACAAUGGCAAAAUCAGCAAAGUUAAUUCAGCAGCAGCUUGAAAAAGAAAUCAAUACUUUACGAGUCACCCGUUCUGCUGCCCCCAGCAUACUGGACAGUUCCAGCACUGCCACUGCUCAGUUGGGAAAGAAAGGCAAAGAAUUUGAAUUCUCACAGUUGCCCCUCAAAGUGGAGUUCCUGGAGUGCAGUGCCAAGGGCGGAAGAGGGGACACUGGCUCUGCUGACAUCCAGGACUUGGAGAAGUGGCUGGCUAAAAUCGCCUGAGGGCCAGAUCCAAACACAAGAUGCGAAUGUGUGUGUGUGUGACUGACAGUUUUGGAAAAGGAUGUGGUAGUCUGGAGUUGAUAAAGAAGGGGUACAAAUAUAGUUAGCAACUUUUCCUUGUUCUGGAAACAAAUUAUUGUUGAAACCAGUGUGGAAGUUUUUAAGUUCAGUUCUCCCUUAUUGCUUUGAAGCUAGUUAGUUUGAUUUGAUUCGUGUCUUCCCUUUUCAAAGUGUAUGUAAGGUCCCUUUAGCAUAUGCUUGAUGUAAGGUCAAGGUCUAACAAGCCGACCUCACGUAGAGAGGAUAUUAUCUUGAGAAUAUAAUAUCAUCUAAAAUGUUUUCUUGUCCUCUGCUUCUGUGCUUUGGUCUCUUUUUCCUGGAAACAAACCUGCCUGUGUAUGGAACUGGGUGAUUUCCAAUUGCCUUUGACAUUCAUGGGCAGUACAUCAUCUAGUCCUCUGUGAAUUUUCAGAUUUGUAGAUGCAAUUACAAUAUCGUCUCCGACAUGUGAAGGAAGGUUGAAAACAGCAGGGCUGUGUUGACAGUGGUCUGUUCUUCAUCAGCUCAGUGACUUGUCCACACUCCAGCCUCAUAGCACUUAGGUUUCAAAAACAUAUUGUGAACCCUAGGAGUCGUCCCCAGGUGAUAGAACUAUAAGUGCUAAAUCCCCAAAUGCCACUGAAAUGUACACUAGAAAUGUACAUUCUAGUGGUUUCCCUUAACUGGGGAAUAUAUGGAGAUUUAGAAGCUAUUCUGGUUUUCUGGAUGCAUGAGUACUCCUGGGCUAUCUUCAUGUGCUGUUUGAUGAGCUCCUAUUUUGUACUGUCAGCUUGAAUGCUGUGGAACAAAUACAAAAUGAAAAAAGUUCUCUGUAGAUUUUUAAAGUGCAUAUUCACUGAUGGUUUAAAAAAAAUGGCGUUUUCAAAGUGAUGUUCUUUGCUGUCUUCUUAAAUGUAUGGCUUUUAUAAAUGAUUAAUACAUUUCUUGGUAAACAAAACAGCCUGUCUAGCUUAAAGCACUUAAAUAGAGUGGUAGAGUAGGUACAAGUGGGAGCACGUUUUAGGAUUCAGGCCCAACUCCAAGUUUCCAGGGCCUAAUGAUUGCAGUGUACAUAAGAACAAACUCUUCAAUCCCUACCUCACACACUCAGGGACAAGCCAACUAAAGCCUCAAAGGAGACAAGGGUGGCUGUGGAUAAGUGAGACACUAAUCGCAGAGCAGUGCGGGAAGAGCAGUAACAGGAGAGGCGCAGGGUGCUCCAGGAGUGUGCAGUGGGGCGCCUAACCCAGUCUUGAGGGAUGGGGAGAGGCAAAGGAGAAAAGCAUGGAGCUGAUGACGUACAGUGAGUGUGGCCCCCACGUACAUACACUACGGCCCAGGCCUCUGCCUGCUGUCUCCCCUUCCUGUGUGUCACUCUGGCUCCGAGUGAGGGGACCCCAGGGCCCCUCCUCCCCUGCCCGCACACCCUGCAUGGCACCUGGCUUGCUGGAGUAUGAAAUAAACCCAGGCUCACGUGGAGAAGACGUUAAGAGUCUGACCGUGGCAGGUUUCUUAUUGGGAAGCCUUACUGCUGCUAAUGUUAUUACUGUCUUUUGGACUCUUUCUUGCCCUUUCCUUAUUAGCCGAGUAGUAAUUUAAGGAAGUGGGUAAGAUCAAUGAACCAGAAGCCCAAAGGGAAUGUGAUGAAUGUGACAUGUUCACAUAAUCAUAGGUAAUGCUCACCUGAAUAAACAUCAAUGGCUUGAUGCUUCCGUUAA